Pieris rapae (cabbage white) is the source of this 3903-nucleotide messenger RNA. RefSeq names its product neurogenic locus notch homolog protein 1-like. The record is from RefSeq and is a predicted model, not a curated record. Lineage: Eukaryota; Metazoa; Arthropoda; Insecta; Lepidoptera; Pieridae.
AUGGGUUACACUGGCGACGCCCGCAUACGUUGUACUCCACCUGUACAGCUGACCGAGAUUGUCCCGAUAGUGACAUAUGUUACAAUGGAGCCUGUAUCAAUCCUUGUAUUAGAAUCUCCGUGCGCUAUAAGUGCGGAAUGUUAUGGCAAAUCUCAUAGAUCUAACUGUCGCUGUCCUCUUGGGACACACGGAAAUCCAUUGUCCAGGUGUCACGUUUCGGAAUGUGAAGUGGAAUCUGACUGUAAUGAUGAUAGUGUUUGCGUCCGUGGAGUAUGUCAGAACGCCUGCUCUGUCGCUGGCCUGAAUCCUUGUGCUUCCAACGCGGAGUGCUUCGCGAAAAACCACGCCGCUUCUUGUAAAUGUCCUUCAACACUCCCACUUGGCGAUCCCUUGACUCAAUGUGAAAGAGUUCCUCCGGUUAUUGGACAGCCUGAAUGUCAAAUGGACGGAGACUGCCCCAGCGGACAGGCGUGCCUUAGAGAUGUUUGUCGAGAUGCUUGUGCUGAGCUAACACCUUGCACUGGAAACUCACGCUGUUCAGUUUCGGAUAGUAUACCGUUCCGUACGUUAAUAUGCAGAUGUCCAGAAGGCUACGUGCCUAACGUAAAAGGAGCUUGUGACCCGCUCCAAUUACCACCACUAAGUUGUUCAUCUGACACCGAUUGUAGUGACCAAGAAUCGUGUGUUAAUAGGAUAUGCCGAAACCCAUGUAAUUGCGGUGACAACGCCGAAUGCUUCAUUAAAAAUCAUAGACCUGUCUGCUCCUGUCGAGACGGAUACGAUGGCAACCCUUACAGUUCUUGUCGUAUAGUCGGCUGUAGGACCAAUACAGAAUGUCCAUCUGACGAGGCUUGUGUCAACGGUAAUUGCGUCAGUCCUUGCUUACUAAAUAGUACUUGCGGAUUUAACGCUGAAUGUUAUGUAGAAAGAAAUCAUCCGCUAUGUCGGUGCAGGACAGGUUUCGAAGGUGACGCAUAUACAAAUUGUAACCCAAUUGAGUGCCGAUCAAACGGAGACUGCCCGAGAGACAAAUUAUGUCGAGGACACAAAUGUAUCAACCCUUGCCUCUCCGACAACAAUUGUGGACGAAACGCAAUAUGCCUUGUACGUAAUCAUCUACCGGUUUGUAAAUGUGAAUUUGGUUAUAAUGGCAGCCCCUACAUCGAAUGUAAGCCGGAAAUAACCACUGAAUGUACCGUGGACGCGGACUGUCCUUCCAAGAUGGCAUGCUUAUCAGCAAAAUGUGUCAACCCAUGUACUGCUUUACGACCUUGUGUGACACCAGCGCAAUGUGAAGUACUUGCUACGUUACCGGUGCGAACAAUGUUAUGUUCAUGUCCACCUGGAUAUGUGAGUGGUGGAGGAGGUGUAUGUCGUCCAGCCACCACAAUAAACGACGUCACUUGCGAAAUCGACAACGAUUGUACUUCUAACCACGCUUGCGUAACAUCUUUCUGCAAGAAUCCAUGUGAUUGUGGACCUAAUACUGACUGCCAAAUACGCGAUCAUAAGCCGGUCUGUGCCUGUCGACCUGGAUUUCUAGGGGAUCCUCAUACCGGUUGCUACUCAGUAACGUGUAGAGCUGAUAGUCAGUGUAGCGACGAUGAAUCCUGUAUCAACAAUCAAUGCGUACCAGCCUGCUCCGCGGAGCCCGAUCUUUGCGGAGACUCUGCCGAGUGCUAUGGAGAACAACACAGAGCUUUCUGUCGAUGCCAAAUUGGAACAACUGGAAACCCUAACCUCGCUUGUACUCCUAUAAGUUGUCGAGCAAACUCGGAUUGUCCUUCUGAAAAAUCGUGUGUCAACAACAAAUGCGUAGAACCUUGUACAGCAUCCGCUUGUAAUGAGCCGGCGGAAUGCAGAGUUCACUUACAUGAAGUGUACUGUGUCUGCCCACCGGGUUACCAGAGCACCAAAGAUGGUUGCAAUAAGACUCAAGAAUUGUGUACUUCGGACAUUGAAUGUCCACAGGGAACAGCGUGUCUUAAUAGCAAAUGUGUUGACCCUUGUGUUGAAAUAGAGCCUUGUGGCAGAAACACUAAAUGUCUAGUAACAGAUACGAAUCCCGUUAGGACCAUGAUAUGUGAAUGUGAACAAGGAUACAAAGGAAACGCGUUGCUCGAAUGUACACCAUACAAACCACCAAUAACAAAAUGCAUUGACGGACAGGGAGUAAACGAAUUUGGUGAAUGUGAGCCGUGUCUUGAAACAGAUGGCAAAAUAGUGGACGCACGUGGUCGAUGUGUAUGUGACGUAGAGCGCGGUUUUACCUCUAAAGGUGAUACCUGUGUCCCUAUUGGCUGUGGUGUAGACGAACAAUGUGCUGAUGAUGCAAAAUGCAUGAAUGGAAAAUGCGUCCCAGUAUGUGAAGCUGAACCCUGCGGUCUAUUCGCCACUUGUACCGGAGUAAGUCAUCGCUCGCGAUGCACCUGCAUAACAGGCUACGUCGGCAAUCCGAAAGUAGCAUGUAAUGCGACAACUCCAAAUAUUACGUAUAGAACUGACUUCCCACUACCGGAUAUGCAGGUACACUGUUUAGCUGAUGGAGUACAAGUGAGUCUAAAGAUAAAGGACUUCAAUGGAGUACUCUACGUGAAAGGCUAUAGCAAGGACGAGCGCUGUCGCCUCAUAGUGCACACAGCAGAAAACCAAGAAAGCCCUGUUGACUUUACGGUCCACUUUGGCGAUUGUGGUUUAGUUCAUGUUAAUGGUCUAGCAAGCUUUGUGCUGGUAAUGCAGAAACAUCCUAAGCUUGUGACGUCAAACGCUAAGGCGUUCCACAUCAAGUGCAUAUACCAGACGGGCGAACAAAACGUGACAUUAGCUUUCAACGUGUCAAUGUUAACAACUGCGGGAACUAUAGCGAAUACAGGCCCGCCGCCUACUUGCUCUAUGAGAAUUGUUUCUCGUACAGGAGAUGAGGUUAGCUCUGCCGAAAUUGGAGAGAACCUGGUACUGCAAGUAGAUGUCCAACCAUCAAGUAUAUAUGGCGGCUUUGCCCGAAGCUGUGUUGCAAAGACAAGUGAAGUAGCGACGAACAUAGAAAAUGAAUACACUGUGACUGAUGCGGACGGCUGUGCGACGGACGCCGCCAUCUUUGGGGAAUGGGAGAGAAGCGAGGAUGGCACCGCUUUGCGGGCAGCCUUCAACGCUUUCAAAUUCCCAAGCAGUGAUAAUAUACGAUUCCAAUGUAAUAUACGUGUCUGUUUUGGAAAAUGCCAACCGGUGAACUGCCGGGGUAACGACGCCUUCGGCAAGCGCAAAAAGCGUGACGUAAUCGAUGACAACGCGUUAUCGGGACGUCUACGCGAAGAGGUGACCGUGGAGUCGAAUCAGAUAUUGACGCUGGAGCGGCGCGAUCCAUCUCGCGCGGCCCGACAACGCGACGCAUCAGACGGUCCGACCGGCAACGCCGCCGCCGAGGUGUGCGUGUCGGCAGCCGGGCUGGCGGUCGCGUUGGCGCUGACAGCCCUGCUAGCGCUGGUGGCCGUGGCAGCCGCGGUAGCGUGCUGGUUGGUGGCGUGGCGCCGAGCCCGACCUCCACCCGCACCUCUGCCCCACCCCCCCGACUUCCCUAAUCCCCUCUUCCAGCGCUAAGUGUAUAUAGAGCCUCUACUAUAUUAAGUGAAGCAUUAUUAAUGAACUAAUCUAUCGAACUAGUCGUGCCCCGCUCCUCCGUCGGCGCCGGGCGGUGUCGGUCUUUUUCUAGUACUUCGUGCCGCCGGAGGACCGCCGGGUGAGGACGCGACGGGCGCCCCUCGCUCGCGCCCGCUGCGUCCUACCUUUUUUUACUUUGUGUUGACGUCGCCUCCUUCGAACGUUGUGAUAUUAUAUAAAUCGAAUCAACGUAAUGUUGUGUAUAUUAAUUAUCGAAUUAGUUUGUAAGCAAUUAAUAAAAUAAUA